Molecule: messenger RNA, 1149 nt
Organism: Mangifera indica (mango)
Lineage: Eukaryota; Viridiplantae; Streptophyta; Magnoliopsida; Sapindales; Anacardiaceae
Product: senescence-specific cysteine protease SAG39-like
Exons: 1
Coding region: 1-1035 (344 amino acids)
Cellular component (GO): lysosome
Molecular function (GO): cysteine-type endopeptidase activity
Source: RefSeq, a predicted model, not a curated record
AUGGAAUUCAGAGACCAGCCGUUCCUAUGCCUUUGCUUGGGCUUGAUCUUCGUAUUGGGAGCUUGGGUUCCGCAGGCUACGAGUCGUAAUUUUCAGGAAGCAUCAAUGUACGAGCGGCAUGAAGAAUGGAUGGCUCGUUAUGGGCGUGGGUACAAGGACGCCAGUGAGAAGGAGAAGCGCUACAAUAUUUUCAAGGAAAAUGUGGCCCGCAUCGAGGCUUUCAACAAGGCCAAUGACAAACCUUACAAGCUAGGCGUCAAUGCAUUUGCUGAUCUCACAAACGAAGAGUUCAAAGCCACCAGAAACAGAUUCAAGGGCCAUAUGUGUUCUCAGUUAACAAAAACAGCUUCGUUUAAGUAUGAAAACAUCACUGCAGUUCCAGCUUCUAUGGAUUGGACAAAGAAGGGCGCUGUCACACCCAUCAAGGACCAAGGCCAAUGCGGAUGUUGUUGGGCAUUUUCAGCAAUUGCUGCUGUUGAAGGAAUUCAUGAGAUAACAACUGGGAAAUUAGUAUCUCUCUCAGAGCAAGAGCUGGUAGAUUGUGACACCAAGGGCGAGGAUGAAGGCUGCAAUGGUGGUUUAAUGGACGACGCCUUUAAAUUCAUCAUACAGAAUCAUGGGAUAGCUUCAGAAACAACCUACCCUUACCAGGGAGUCGAUGGGAAAUGCAGUGCAAGCAAGGAGAACAGUGAUGCAGCCAAAAUAACGGGCUACGAGGAUGUGCCAACAAAUAGCGAAGCAGCCCUAUUGAAGGCAGUGGCUAAUCAACCGGUUUCUGUUGCCAUUGAUGCCAGCGGCUUUGACUUCCAGUUUUAUUCGAGUGGUGUGUUUACAGGCCCCUGUGGAACUGAGCUAGACCAUGGGGUUACUGCUGUUGGCUAUGGAGCGAGCAGCGAUGGCACCGAGUAUUGGCUGGUGAAGAACUCAUGGGGCACAGCAUGGGGCCAAGAAGGAUACAUUAUGAUGCAGAGAGAUAUUGCUGCCAAGGAAGGCCUUUGCGGUAUAGCCAUGGAAGCCUCUUACCCCACUGCUUAAAAUAUUAUUAGAAUCGAAAUCGAAAGGCCGGCGCCUUCUAUUGCAAUUCCUGUAUGUAGAAUACUACUCUUUAUAUAUGCAUCCUGUAUUGUCGCCAUUAUUGUUUCUUCAGAA